Messenger RNA from Halichondria panicea, 2509 nucleotides. RefSeq lists its product as uncharacterized. The transcript has 13 exons. Lineage: Eukaryota; Metazoa; Porifera; Demospongiae; Suberitida; Halichondriidae. Gene Ontology annotation, biological process: protein ufmylation. Gene Ontology annotation, molecular function: UFM1 activating enzyme activity. Gene Ontology annotation, cellular component: cytoplasm; cytosol. The record is from RefSeq and is a predicted model, not a curated record. Bases 130 to 2415 code for a protein of 761 amino acids.
UGUUACCCUGAAAUUAGGAGAAGGUCGUCCUCAGAACAAGCUGUUUUAAUUUUAGCGAGUCACCACCCACACAGUAGUGGAGAAGAAGGAGGAGCUAUAUCUACCAUUAUUUUUAUCUCACAAAGAAAAAUGGAUUUCUUCUCCCGGCAGAGGACAGUGCCUGACUGGCACCAGCCACUCAUUGAAGCACAGAGCGCCCUGGUGUUGGGGGUUGGGGGGAUUGGGUGCACAGUGGCCAGGGAGCUGUGUCGUCUUGGAGUGGGUGAGGUAGUGCUGGUGGACAAUGAUGUGGUGUCAGUGUCCAAUCUGAACCGUCAAGUGUUGUAUAGUGGUGGUGACGUUGGACGCAGGAAGGUGGUCGCUGCUAUAGAGGCACUGGACAGAGACAAUCUACGUACUCGUGUGAGUGGUGUUGACUGUGACGCUGUAAAGGAGUGGGGCCGAGUGGUGAGACUGGCCAGAAACUCAACGGUAGUGUUCAACUGUAUAGAUUAUGGAGAGUACUUCGACACGGCUGUCAUGUCUCUGUGCGUCUGUCUGGGUGUCCCCUACAUCACUGCCAGCUCUUACGGCCACACCGCCAUAGCUGAGUGCUACCCCCCAGGGGACCUCCCAGGGAGCGGACCGUGCUGGGUCUGCAAUAACGCUCCUGCCAAGAAGGAUGUCAUUGAGGCUGUCACACCAGACAAAGUGGCUCAGCUGGAGACUGUAGAGUUCUUGCCACAGGAUGUGUACAUGCCGUCUAAUCAGGAGGUGGGAUCAUCUGUUCUCUCGUGUACCCUGGCCGCCACUCUGACUGUGGGGGCGUGGCUCAAUGCCCUACAUGGCUACACCACCCCCCACUGGACCUCCUGUGAUUUUGCCAUGUUCCAGUUGUUCUCCUAUCGCAGUGAAUCCAACAACCAAUGCCCCAUCUGCCAGAAAGCACCAAGAUAUGCUCCCCUCCUGGUGGAUAUCUACUUUGGCACUGAUCUAGUGGCCAUGACUCCAGUUGGCGGGGCCGUUCUUCCGUAUUCCCCUACUGCCAUCACAAACCCUGCCACACAGUCCCAUGUGGAGAAGGCCAAGUGUCGACUGGAGAGUGUGUACAGAGAUGGUGAUGAUAAGUGUGUCUACCUCCCUGCUGUUCCAGCCGCUCAGUUAGAAUACAAUCAGCCGGCUGACAACGUCCCCCUGCCCCACCCCCUAUCGACUCCAAUGGUCAAGACUAAGGAUGGACCUCAGUUGGUUAUUAGAAGUGGGGGACGGUCAGUAAUCAUUCCGCUGUACGAAGGGUGUUUCAGACUGAAGGGGUGUGGCAACUAUGUGGAUGCUGAGGGGAUGCGCUACACCCACCCAGGAUUUCCUCUUAUCAAGAUUGAAACUAAAGACAAUGGCUAUGAGAUCAGAGGAUGUUGCUUCGAGCACACUGGCCUCAAUGAGCAGUAUAUGAGUCAAAAAGUUGGUGAGCUACUGUCAGAGCAUGGCAUCAUCGUCGGUAACAAGCCCAUGGGGCUAUGGAGGUACGAGAUAACCGAGGACACUAUUCCAACCAUCCCAAAGCUCUGUGGAGUGUUUGAGACUCUUGGGGAGCGUCGAGUUAGUAGCCACCUGCUCCCAGGACUGGAGGCUCUGGUGUCACAGUUCUUCCCCUCAGUGACUGAAGGAGAGGUCUGGUGUCUGUUCCCCCCUGAGAGGCGAGGAGGGGAGGAGAUCAUACCCACCUGGUCAGCGUGCUGCACUGGGGCUAACAAGAGUUCUCCAAUUGAUAUGGGACCUGUCAAGCUAAUAGAGUCUGAGCCCAGCAGUUCCCCACCAGAGGGAAUUCCCCCAAGCUUCAUGGCCCCGUGGAUUCAAGGGGCAUUCAGUCUACGACAAGCCCUGGCUAGAGAAGACACACUCACACUCGCCAGCCUCCUGGCACUGGUGUAUCAGAGGGUGGGCUGGGAGAUGGGCACGGUCAAACGAAGUCUAGAGAAUCAUCGCAUCAAUUGGGGCUACUUCUUUGAUCAUAAUCCAUUUGAGCCUCAUUGCAACGCCCAUCCAAACAACUACAUUGUCCUCCCACCUGGGCAACCGUCGUUGCUUGCUCCUGUGGACUUUGACUUCUCAUUUGAGGAAGGAGGGUUCUUCUCUCCAUACAGUGGUUCUACCGACAAAUCGUUAUUUGACUCGUGGCUAGGCUCAGAGGCAGUUGAGAUGGAGCGAGCAGUUGCCGGGGAGACAGCCAACACUGGACUACAGAUGACUAUGACUCAAAAUGACAUGUCAGCUGCCCACAGAGGACUCUGCUGGGGUUUCAGAGAUACCCUGCUGUUAGGAUACCGGGCUGGCUAUGGAGGAGAGGAGACAGUAACCAUCCCUGAGAACAUUAGACCAUGUGUAGACAGUGUUGUUAAAAUGGCGUUAUUGUUGACUCAUUUGGCAAACACUUAGACAGAAUUAUCUUUGUUUGUUUGAAUUCAUAUUAUAAAAUUUAUAACUUGUUCUUUGUUUGUACAAAUUGAAUUGAUAAUCGUGUGAAACUGUA